Molecule: messenger RNA, 1735 nt
Organism: Malurus melanocephalus (red-backed fairy wren)
Lineage: Eukaryota; Metazoa; Chordata; Aves; Passeriformes; Maluridae
Product: Krueppel-like factor 15
Exons: 3
Coding region: 451-1473 (340 amino acids)
Biological process (GO): regulation of transcription by RNA polymerase II
Molecular function (GO): RNA polymerase II cis-regulatory region sequence-specific DNA binding; DNA-binding transcription factor activity, RNA polymerase II-specific
Source: RefSeq, a predicted model, not a curated record
AGAAAAACUCGGUGUGGUUUGGUGGGGCUCAGCCCAAAGCCACCCUCAGGGGACCCGCAAAGCCGCGACAAGGACACGCCUCACCCUUGUCCCGGCAGCAGAAUCCGAACUCCUCAGCCCUGCCCCAAACCUUCCUCCCGAACACCCGGAUCCUCCCGGAUUCCAACAGCUCUCGACUCCUUUUUCCUGAAACGCUGGAAAAACCUGGAGCGCUUCCAGCGUAAAUGAACGGCGAGAGAAGAAACAGCGGCGGGGUGGCGGGAUCUCCUCCGGGAGCUGCUCCGGGACCGAGCCGGGACAUCCCGGUGCCCCUCCCGUGCCAAUGGGGCGGGCAGAGCCGGGAGCCGCCCCCGGCGGAGCCGCGGGAGCCGCGGGGAGCGGAGCCGGAUGAACGCAGAAUUCCCCGGCUGAGCCCUCCCGAGCCAAGAACCGCGUGCGGGGAGGCCACAAAUGGUCUCUGUGAGCUGCCAGGACCUGCUGCCCGCCUUGACCGGCCCUUCCCUGCUCGAGAGCUUGGCCAGCGCCCUGCAGUGCAGGAUGMCACCGUCCCUUCUGCCCGGCCAUGGCGGUGACAGAACACUCGGCCACCCAGAAAGCUCCGGCCACMUCCUGGCGGGUGGCACCGGCCACACCGAGGGCAUCGCGCUGCCCGGUGCCAACGGGGAGCCCCCCAAACCCCAAAGCGCCGAGGCUCAGCUCCGCCUGCCAGAAUUCUGCCUCUCGCAGGACUUCAUCCCCACCCUGGAGGAGAUCGAGGAGUUCCUGCGGGAGAAGGCAGAGCUGCCCCGGGAUGGAGCCGGCGAUCCUCACCCUGCGGGGUGGAAGGUGGAGGGCAGAGGAGGAGGAGGAGGAGGAGGAGGGGAUGAUGUCCCCAAGGCCGCAGGGACAGCCCAGCCCGUGCCUGCCGCCAGCGUUCCCGUUGUCCUGCAGCUCCAUCCUCUCCCGAUGGACAGCGCGGCCCCUCCAGCGCAAUGCGGGGGGCUCAGGGUGGCCCAGCUCCUCCUCAGCCUGCAGACCCCCAACCUCCCCCUCCUCCCGCACCUCCAGCCCCCCGCCACCCUCCCGGACCAAAAAUACAUCAAAAUCGCCCCUCUGCCCGCGGCCGCGGGGGACGGGAGCGAGGGGGAGGCGAUCCCCAGGCUCCAGCAGGGCUCCCCUUCGCUGCUCCGCGCCCACCGCUGCGCCCACCCCGGCUGCGGGAAGGUUUAUUCCAAGAGCUCCCACCUCAARGCUCAUUUCCGACGGCACACGGGGGAGAAACCCUACAGCUGCGCCUGGCCCGACUGCGGCUGGAGGUUUUCCCGCUCYGAUGAGCUCUCCCGCCACAAGCGCUCCCACUCCGGGGUCAAGCCUUACCAGUGCUCAGCCUGUGAGAAGAAAUUUGCCCGCAGUGACCACCUGGCCAAGCACCUGAAGGUCCAUCGGGGCCAGCCCUACAGCCCACGGACACUGCCAGGGGGCAGCAGGGGUUAAUUCCUGCUGUUCAUCCCCGCCAGCCGGAGAACGGUGCAGAAAUCACUGAAAAAGGGGAAAUGAUUCCUCAAAAAAUGAUGGGAGAUUUUGUUAUCGCUGAGUUCCAGGGUGAUGACAUUGCCAGGUUGUUUCUGUCCUUCUCCGAAAUACAGCUGAUGGAAAUCAGAGUGAAUUUGGGGUGUGUGGAGGGAAGUGAGGUUACGCUGUGAAACAGGAAUCGGGCRUUGCAGCAUCCCAAAAUCCCAGGAUGGUUYGGGUUGGG